Trichomonas vaginalis G3 is the source of this 1476-nucleotide messenger RNA. Its product is annotated as protein ubiquitination. Gene Ontology annotation, molecular function: protein binding. NCBI's taxonomy places the organism in Eukaryota, Parabasalia, Trichomonadida, Trichomonadidae. Bases 1 to 1476 code for a protein of 491 amino acids. The transcript has a single exon. The record is from RefSeq and is a predicted model, not a curated record.
AUGAGUGAUUUUGAACAUGAUAUCCUCUUUGACAGCUAUAGCAAAGUAUUGCAUCUUCUUGAUCUUCUUUUUGAUAUAAAUGAAGGAUAUAUAGCUGAAAUUCUUGAUCUAAUGGUGCAAAUUGCACAAGAAGAAGAAUGGAAUCAUGAAUUUUUCAUUUUCUUGGUUGAUAAAGCCUGUUCGCCAAAUAUCCAGAAACUAAAUGUAUACGUUGACCUAGCAAAGCAGAUUUAUGAUAAAUAUCCAGAAUCAAAAUUAUUCAAAAAUUUCUCUUGUGGCGAACUGAGUAUGACACUUUCUAAUAAUCAAAUUUAUUUCAACAAUGAGACAUAUCAAGCUAUAAUUGACGAUGAUGUUGAUUAUUUAAUAAAUCUAUCCUCAAAAGAUUCAAAUUUCAACUUUAAUGAUGUAAUUUUCUUCAGAAGUUACAUUAAUAUCAGUGCAAUGCAUGGGUCAUCGAAAUGCUUUAAGUUUUUAUUAUCUAAUAAUGCUGAAAUCAAUGAACAAACUCUUAUUCAUGCUUUUGAAGGCGGAGAUUUAGAAAUUAUAAACAUGAUUGAACAAAAAUUCGUUCCUGACCAAAAUUGUAUUGAUGCUGCCGUCAAAUCCCAUAACAAUGAUGCUGUAUACUAUCUAAUGGAUAAGUAUAACUUAGACUAUUCUUAUUCCAAUUGUGCUGAAAGUUAUAAUUUAGAAUUGUUCUUUUUCAAACUUUCAAAUGAAGUUCAAGAUAACAAAAUCAAAAGUUUGAAUGAAAGUUUUACUGAUAUGAUCUUUUUCGGCUUAAAAUCGCUAAUCAAACUUUAUGUCGAGAAUGGUGUUGAUAUUAAUUCAACAAAUAUUAAUAACUGGACAGCAUUAGUUGUCUGUAUUAUUUUGAAUUUAUCUCCAAGUGUUGCAAAGUAUUUGAUUGAAAAGAAAAUCGAUGUGGAUGCAAUUGAUGUUUUUAAGAUGUCCGUAUUAAUGAUGUGCGCUCUCAGAGAUAACAUAGAAAUUGCAAAAAUCUUGAUCGAAAAUGGUGCAAACAUCAAUCAGAAAGAUGCUGAAAAAAGAUCGAUUUUGAUGCUGGCAAAAUCUCCUGAAUUUGUUUCUUUACUAAUUGAUCACGGUUGUGAUCUUAAGGUGCUUAAUUGCGAAGGAUAUAAUGCACUUGAAUAUGCUGUUAAAGAAUGUGAUUAUAUAAAGGUGAAAUAUUUGCUAGAAAACUCGAAAAUAGAAAUUAGAACUUCUUUGAAGAUAUGUUGCAUCCAUAACUAUGAUGAAAUUGCUAAACUUCUAAUAGAUCAUGGUGCAAAUAUUAAUCAGUAUGAUGAAUAUCCACUAUUAUUUUAUUGCCAAAUCGGUGAUUCGAUGAAAACUGCAAGACUACUUCUCAAACAUAAUUUCGAUUUAACAAACUAUGAGCCAUUUGCAAAUACUUUAAAUGACACAGCAAAGUUCAUAUCAAAAGAACUACAAUCAAGAAAGAAAAAUUAA